Auanema sp. JU1783 is the source of this 1671-nucleotide messenger RNA. The record is from the annotation of a GenBank genome assembly. NCBI's taxonomy places the organism in Eukaryota, Metazoa, Nematoda, Chromadorea, Rhabditida, Rhabditidae.
AUGAGAUUAUACACUCUAUUCCUAUUUUUGCUACUUAUUGCUGUUACUCAUGCUGGCUUCUUUGAUUUCAUCAGUCGCAUCGCCAACAAUGAUGGCUCAUCGAAGAAGGCGAAAUCUAAAAUGAAGCCUGUCACUGAUGAUAAAGCUAAAAAAUAUUUACAAGAUUUUGGAUACAUCGGUCCAAGUAACAGUCUCGGCUCAUCUCCUAAUGGCAUGAAUGCUGAUUUUGGUUCAUCUUCUAGCUGGUUAAAGAGAGCUAUCACUAAAUUUCAAGAGUUCGCCGGGCUUCAAAAAACAGGAGAACUAGAUGAUGAAACAAAGACAAAAAUGGCAGAACCACGUUGUGGUGUCAUUGAUGUGGCAGCAGUCACGAGUGGAGGAGCUGCUUUCAAAUGGCGUAAAACACAAUUAACAUACUCUAUUGAAAACUUCUCACCUGAUCUACCAAGGGAAGAUGUUAGACGAGCUGUUCGUGAAGCAUAUAGUCUUUGGUCUGAUGUGACUCCAUUGGAGUUUUCUGAAGUUUCUUCAGGUGGAGACAUCAAAAUUCGUUUCGGAACGAAUAAUCACAAUGAUCCCUGGCCUUUUGAUGGAAAAGGAGGAGUAUUGGCUCACGCCACUAUGCCUGAGAACGGUGCUUUGCAUUUCGAUGACGAUGAAAACUGGGCUUUUGAAGAUGCACAGAAAAUAGGAAGUGAUCAAGCUACAGAUUUUCUAGCUGUAGCCAUUCACGAAGGAGGACAUACGUUGGGAUUGGAUCACUCUAGAAUCGACAGUGCAAUAAUGGCUCCUUUUUAUUCGAAAACUGUGGAUUCUAAUGGGAGAUACAACCGACCAAAGUUACACUCUGAUGACAUUCGAAGCAUUCAAGACAUCUAUGGACCCAGAACUACUCCUCGCACAUCUGGAGGAUCAAGCAGUGGUUCAGGAAGCUCGUUCACAACUCAGAGACCAGGAACAACAACAACAAAAUCUAGUUGGUUAGACAGAUUUUUCGGAAGUGGAAAAGAUACAACGACACGAGCACCCUACACAACAACAAGAUCUACUUUCACAACACGCAGAACCGAUUUUGGAGGAUCCGGCGGAUCAGGAUUUUCAUCAGCCGGUUGUCCAAGGAGUAUAGACGCAUACACUCCAAGCGAUGAUUUCUCAUAUCUCUUCUCAGGCUCUGAUGUUUAUCAGAUUAGUGGAACAAAAGUGCAUAAGAAACUCUCUAUACGGGACAUGUUCCCAUCGGCACCAUCACGAGUCGAUGCUGCUGUGUUUAACCCAGUAGCUGGCACAAUGCUCAUUCUAGGAAAUGGACAGGUCUACGGCUACUACUUCUCAAGAAUCCGUGGAAUUUAUCAGUUGGAUUCUGGUUAUCCAAAACGCUUGACAUCAGAAAUUCGGUUCACACCAUCAGGUGCCUUGCGCUGGAUUAACGGGCAUCAAAUUAUUCUAUCGAGCGGAGAUGACUUUGCUGUUUACGAUGAGUUCUGGAACCAGCAAACUCUCACGAAUAAGAUCUCGAGUUAUUUCCCUAACUUACCCCAAGGAAUCAAAGGAAUUGAGUCACCUUCUGGGUCUUUGGUAACAGCAUUUACCUCUAACAUGGUCUAUCAAUACGAUUCUCGUAGUAAGACAGUUAGACAAUCGAAAUCAUUAAGUUCAUAUCUCGUCUGUUGA